AAGAACAGAGUUGAUAAAACUGACAUGCACAGAAGAAGAACAAAAUGAAAAUGGCGUUUUUUAUGUGAACAAGUGAAGAGAAGUGCACAUAUUUUAUAUAUUAAAAUAAAUGAAAUAGCUUAAACUAAUUUAGUUACGAAAUGCACAAGUGAAACAAGAAAUACAAAGGCUCAAAUUAUUCUUAAAAAUGUGCACGAAUAUAGUAAAUUAAUGCCUUUAAAAUAUUUAACCCAAAUACAAGUGAAUCAGAAUUUUUCAAUGCAAUCAAGGUACACCGCGCUGACGUCGCACCAACAAUAUUAAUAAACCAGUUGUAGACAACCACCAAUUAAGGCUGCAAUAAGUGCAAGUGAACUCCAAGAAAAGUAAUUUCCAGUAAUAAAAGAGAAAAGGGAAACAUUUAAAAGUGAACAACGAAAACAACAACGAAGCCUAAUACACAAAUAAGUUCUGUCACGCGAACAGCAAAAUGGGCCAGGUAGCCCUAUGCGGCGGCUGCUGCAAUAGUGGGAUGCGGCCAAUGUGGCUGGUGUAAUUACAAUUUUACGCUGCAUUUUGGAGCUACUUCGCAUCGCUGCGCAUGAAACGCUUUACUGAUUUUGUUAUUUGGUAUUUAUCUUUGCCAAACGCUCCUCCGUGCUCUAACUAUUAAUGUACAUUAGCGACAUAAAAAUUCGGCAUUCGAGCAUCAAAUUCUCAACAAAGUUUUUCUAAUUCUAAUUAGAAUUUUAAUUUGAAUAAAAUCUGUUCACCUCAAUUCCAUGUGUGAUAGUUUCUCAAUUCGGCAAGUGCUUAUAUUAUUUACAAUUAGGAAUUAAUUUAUUUUAAAAUGGAAUUAAAAGUUUGGGUUGAGGGCAUACAGCGCAUUGUGUGUGGCGUCACUGUAACCACAACAUGUCAGGAUGUUGUUUUCGCUCUGGCGCAUGCCACUGGAAAAGUGGGUCGUUUCACGUUAAUCGAGCGUUGGCGCAAUAAUGAACGAUUACUUGCCCCAAAUGAAAAUCCGUUAAAGCUCCUAUUAAAGUGGGGUGAGUAUGCGAACGAUGUGCAGUUCAUCUUGCAAAGGUCCGAAAAUAAACAACAACAACAACAACAGCAACGCGGAGAAUCAACAGGAGCUAACAACAACAACAACGCUGGCAGUGAUAGAAAUUCUACCCAAACAAAUGCUGUGGUACUUAAGAAACCGUUGGGUUUAAGCAAUACAAAUAAUAACGUAAAUAACAGUAAUAAUAAUAACAUCAAUAAUAAUAGCCAUAAUUCCAAUAAUAUUAAUAUUGCGAAUACACUGAGUGCUCAACAACAGCACUUAAAUAAUAAUGAAUUAAACUUCAAUUUACCACACGACAAAACAAAAGAGUAUCGCAAAAGCUUCGGUGCUUACGACGCAAAACACAAUGAGAACAUUGGUAUUGUUAAAGGAAUUCCACAACGACUUAAUGUGAACAAUAAUAACAAUAAAAACAGUAACUUGUUACAAAAAAAUUCUCCCACACCUCCCACAAAUUCAACUGUAUCAUCUAUACCAACUGCCAUAUCACGCUCACCCUCAACUACACUAAAUACACAACCACAAUCUUCCCCUUUGUCCCAAAUCUUGCCAAAACAUGAAAAAUCUCAUUCAAAUCCUAUUGAGAUGUCUAGCAACUAUCAGCACACAAAUACGUCGAAUGCAGAAGUUGGUGGUGCUUUUAACGAAAACAAUAAUAAUAUAUAUCAUCAACUUGGUGCUCACAAUAGUAAAUCAAUCAACGAAAUUAAUUUAGCUGAAGUGCGUAAUGCACUUGAUCGUCGCACCGCAGAUAAUAGUCCAAUUGAAAUCAUGUUUACUACGCCACAACACAGUAGCAGUAGCAACGAAAAUCUACUUGACAUUUACAAUGGUAACGUAAAGUAUAAUGCUUCUCCGGACUUAUAUAAAAACACUCCUACAAUAUCUGCCAAUGGUGCUUUAGUGCCACCACCAUAUCGUGAUCCGCCACCACCACGUAAUAGUCCACUGCAACAGAUAACACAACAGCAACCGCAUCGAAUGCAUAUCGAUAAUAGUUCACCUGCUGGUCAGCAUGCAAAUACAAAUCCCUUCCUAAGCGACUACAGCAAUGAGUUUGAUGUGGAUUUUCAAAAUUUUAAUAGUAAUAUUAAUAAUGUGAAUGUAAACAAUAUAGAAGAGAGUGAAAGUAUUUUUCAAGCUACACAAUACAGUGAUUUACUGCAGUUGAUAAAGUUUCAGCGGGAAAAAAUUUCAGCACAGCAAUUGGAAUUGAGUAAAUAUGAUGCUGAAAUAGUGUUCUUGGAAAAUAAGGAACGCGAUCAGGCGCAGGAACUUGAAGCCAUAUCACGUGAAAUAACAAAAGCAGAUCAAAUAUUUCGACAAGGCAGUGAACAGUUGCAAACUCUACAAUAUGUAGAAGAAGAAAAUGAGUUGGUAAAGCAACAAGAAAAAACUUUGAAGUCAGAAAUUGCUUUGCUGCGUUCUAAAUUGGCAAAUUGUGAAACUGAACUAUUGCAAUGCAAAAAUAAAAUACGUAUAUUAAUGGAUGACAUUGAGGUGGAGCAGAGAGCUAUCACAAACAAGCAGAAGAAUAAUAGGCAAAACGUGGAGCGUGAUUUCUUAAUGGAAAUGGAGCGUAUACAAAGUGAAAUUGAUUUAGCUAUACAUAAUACAGACACAUCAAAUAAAACUGCAGAAAAUUUAAAAAAAGAAAUAUUAUUAAUCGAAAAUGCCAUAGCUGAGAAAAAACGUCAGGUUGAGCAACUGGUCAAUGAAAUGAAAGAAGUUAAUUUACAAAGUUUAACAGUAACAACAUCGGAAGAGAUCAAACAUUUGUUGGAAGGUCCAAAUAAACAGGGUAGCAGUCGUCGGAUAAUUGGUUCGCCUCGACAACUGGAAAAUGCUGUGCCCACAAGCAAAAAUCCUCAUGGUGUCUGGGUUUAAUUGAAAACAAAUUUCAAAGUUUUUUUUUCAACAAAAUUACCUAAACAACGCAACUAUAUCACUUUAAUAUUUUAACUUUAUAUAAAUAGUACUAUUUCUUGUUAAAAUUUUUUAAAAAUGUAGUUUUAUAUUUAUACACAACGUAGAAAAGUUAAAAAAACGAAAAUAAGACAAAAAUGUAACGAACUUAACUUGGGAACAAACUAGGAAAUGAGUAACAUAUCUACAAAAAACAAUGAAUAUAUCAACAAAUACAUAUGCAUAUGUUUAU
Teleopsis dalmanni is the source of this 3209-nucleotide messenger RNA. RefSeq names its product GATA zinc finger domain-containing protein 14-like. Gene Ontology annotation, biological process: signal transduction. The transcript has 9 exons. NCBI's taxonomy places the organism in Eukaryota, Metazoa, Arthropoda, Insecta, Diptera, Diopsidae. The coding region runs from base 830 to 2938 and encodes 702 amino acids. The record is from RefSeq and is a predicted model, not a curated record.